This is a messenger RNA of Seminavis robusta, 2431 nucleotides long. Lineage: Eukaryota; Bacillariophyta; Bacillariophyceae; Naviculales; Naviculaceae. The record is from the annotation of a GenBank genome assembly.
CACGAUGACACUCUCGAUCUUGCUUCCCCGCGCUGGUUUACACAGUGACCAAGACAAAUCACUCCUCGGUUGGUGGAUGGUGGUUGGUGCGGUGGGGCCGGCACUUCGCGAAGUUGUGCUAUUGGCAGGCAGGAACACGUCGACUGCCAUUGCUUUGCCUCGAUCUCUGCAAUCUAUUCCUGCUUGUAGACUUACACAAGAUACUUCCACUCUGCAGUAGACUAAUUGCCUCGAAUCGAUCGGUACAGUACCAACCUUGCUUGCUUGAGAGCCUUGCUUGAGAAAGCUAUAGAUACCCAGCAAGCAAAGAAGGAUCUCUCCUAUAAGCAACUCAUAGCAAGAUCGACAUCAUGGGAAAGAGCGACAGCAAGUUGGAUCGGUACCUGAACGGCCUGGUGUUGGCGUCCACCUUUGUGGUGGUAUUGCUGGUGCCUGAUCACCUAGCAGCCAUGCUGCUGCCCUACCUGGCCAUCAGUGAACAACGAGUCACGACAAUUGCGGUGGACAAGAACACAGGGCAUUUGCUGAAUGUAGAUGUGGCCGGUUUGUCCCAGAAUUGUACCAAUGCGUGGAAGAGUCACCAGCAAACAACAGCAGAAAAGGCAACCGCCACCACCACCAAGACAACAACCACAUACCCUGGAGAUGGAGUUUGUUCGCUCGUGCCUGCCGACAAGUCGUCAUCCCAUUUGUGGAAUGAACACUUGACGGAAAUUCUGCACGCUGCCUCCUCUUUGGAGGAAGAGGAUAUUGCCAGUCAUUUGGUAACUUCCAAACUCCUCCAAUUUUUGACGCCCUCGCGGUAUUUGGAAAUUGGACAUCGAGCUCAGCCAUCCCGACAAGCAUGGGGGAAUCUGUUGGAAAAAGUUCAUGCUCGCAUGACAUCCAAAGAUGCACCCGUGGUCAGAGUUGUAGUCUUUGGGGCGGUGCCUCAUUCCUGCAGCAAUAAUCAUCAUGAACCCAACGAAGAGCAAGGCCAGGAUUGUUUGUGGCCCGUGCGAUUGGAACAUUUAAUCAAUUCCAUGCUCCGCAGCGGUGAUGCUGACAAGAAACGAAAAAUUGUCAAGAUUACACCCAAGUUCCAUCCACUCGUACCGGUCACUACCGAAUUCGAUACUGCCAUUGUCAAAAAUGGACUCUGGAAACAACAACCCGAUGUUAUCAUCAGUUCCUUCACGGCAGAGGACAUGUACCUGCCCAAGCGAGGAUGGGAUACUGCCACGGAUAUCAACUAUUAUCAUCACCGACGUCAGGUCAUUCAGGAAUUUAUCCGAGCCUGUUUGGACCUACAACCCUGUCCACGACAACAGUCUCCUCUACUCAUCAACAUUGAUGAUUAUGUGGUCGGAAAUGCUCACAACAAUCAACUUGUACAACUCGGACCGGUCUUGGCAGAAACCACGCAGGCAAGAGUCCUCCAAUUGCUCUCCGACUAUUAUGGGACGGCCCUUGUCAGCUACGCCGAAGUCGUUCGAAAACUCGUUUACGCAUCGAAGAAUCUUCACUCUCCCUUGGUACAAAACCUUGCCAAGACUUUGUCAUCAUCCGACAGGCAACACGGCACGGUCGAUUCGGAAUAUUUGGGCCCGAUUGCCAUGACGCUAACAUUGGCAUAUUCCUUUCUGAAAUACACGGUCACUUACUGCUCGGACCAAGCCAUUCAUAAGAGUGACGAGGAAAAUCCUAUCAUUGCCCUUUCCAUUCGGCAGUUGGCUGAAACCGUGCCUCCUCAACUCAACACGGACCUGUGCUUGACCAACGUGACCAAAUUUUGGGAAGAGGAACAUCAACACCGAAACGAACAUUGCAGUGGCGCAGAGCUGGUGGCAAGGGCAACCGCCGCCACCACCAGCUCGUGCGCCUUUGCAUUUUGGGGUAGCACUCAAGCCACAGAACAGGACCUGGAGGGGUACCUGACCAAGUUUGUGUCUGACAAACGAGGGUGGGAAGCUCGGCCGGGGGGUCAACUCGUGGCAACUCAAAAUGGAGCCGCUGUCAGUUUCACAUUCCCUGUCCCUUCCGCAAGCCAGCAGCAGAAGAGAUGGUCCAUUCAGCUAUUCUCCACGGUAAAAGAUGCCGCUGCAUCGUCUGUUGCCUCCAAACUGAAGUGGGAAGUAUCUGCAAGAGGCAAGCGGCGGUCAAGACGUCUGGAACAGCAACAAAACGCAACCAGCACAUCAACUUCAGGAAUCGUUGAGGGUACUCACGAUUCUCCGCACACGGUAGCCUUACCCUCAACCAUUUGGUUGGACAAUCUACAAGGCAUGGUACCAUCCCAUGUUGACUUGAAACUGGAACUCGUUGAGGGAGACGAGUUUGAAAUUGUCGCCAUGAUGUUCUGUAGUAGUGAUAGUAAAAACUAGCCGUUGUUUGUAGCGUUGUCCCCACGCUGAUGAUGAAGCUCGUUGGAUACAAGACAAAAAAAACCGCA